GAUUCCCGGGGGCGAGGCUGCACUGGCGUUAUAAAGUCCUGCCGGUGCUGUGGAUGGAAGCGCGGCGCUGAACCAGGACCAGACAGGAGACAAAGCAAAAAUAAAAAAUACACCCUGAGCUAAACCAAAACAUGGUGAAGAUCACCUUCCAGUCAGUUUCGGCGCAGAAGCCCGAGAAAGACCAGGAUGCGGACAAGAUCACUGUACCCCAGGCUCACGGGCGGCUGGUUCCUCUCAUGAAGCCUAGAAAGCCCUUCCCAACAGGCCUGUGCUGCCUCGCGAUCAGCCUGGUCAUUUUCACGCUAGGACUCGUGCUGCCUUCCAUUUACAUCUAUCGCUACUACUUUAUGUCCCAGCAGAUCCCAGAGGACAGCUUGUUCCACUGCCGGGUCAUCUACGAGGACUCUGUAUACGCUCCCCUGAGGGGACGCCAAGAACUGGAGGAGAACGUGAGCAUCUACCUUGAGGAGAACUAUGAGCAGAUCAGCAUUCCUGUGCCUCAUUUUGGGGGCAGCGACCCAGCGGACAUCGUCCAUGACUUCCAGAGGGGCCUCACAGCCUAUUACGACAUUGCCUUGGACAAAUGCUACAUCACCGAGUUAAACACGACUGCCGUGAUGCCCCCACGCAGCCUGUGGGAGCUGCUUGUUAAUGUCAAGAGGGGGACGUACCUUCCCCAGACUUACAUUGUCCAGGAGGAGAUGGUGGUGACCGGCAGGUUGAGAAACAUGAGACAGCUAGGCCCAUUCAUCCACAGGCUCUGCUUUGGCAAAGAGACGUACCGGCUCAGACGUCGCAACCAGCGCCAACGUAUUGAGAGGCGUGAGACAAAGAAGUGCCACAGAAUCCGUCACUUUGAAAACACCUUUGUGGUCGAGACCAUCAUCUGCGACCGAUUCUAAAAUCUGGGGCGGAAAUCACAGCCAUCCGACACUGAAGCCAAUUUCAAACCAUACCUCUUGAAUUUCUUAUGCGUGAAGCUGCACUUUAAGAGCAAAAUGUUGUCCUUUAGUUUCAGUUUCAGAGUUUUCGUCUCAUUUUUGCUCUUUUCAUUGUUAAUGUUUUACUUUUUAAUUCGGAUUGUAUAUGUGAUGUGUUUGGAUUUAUCUGUAAAUUGUCUUGUAGAGCAGGAGAUAUUAAUCUCAGUCUAAUCAGAGUCAGUCUGUGACAUUCACAUCAGAAAACCAGACUUGUUCUUGUAUUUUCUUGUUAAUAUUUGUUUCUUGGUCAAUUUUAAUUAAUUUAAAGGGCAAAACAUACCUCAUGUAGUUAAGAUGUUAAUUUUGUGUUUAUUUCAUUACUGAAUUGUGUAUAUUAAUGAUUGUUCCUAAGCAAUAUACAUAUAUAUAUAUAUAUAUAUAUUGUAAAUUAAUUAUCUUCUUAUUAUUACAUUGUUAAAGGCAUAGAUUUUUAUCAAAACCUGUUUUUGUGAGAGAUCGUUGAUUUAUGGUUUAUUGUUUUUUCCUUUGGCAUCACACUUUCCUACUCCAUGGGUUAUAAACGGCUUUAGACUGUAAUUAGUAGCAGUGCUGUAGAGGGACAAAAGGAACCAAAGUCUGCAGUCAGUGAUGCUACACAUAGUUGUAAGGGAUAUAAUAUGCUUUAUAGGUUAGAUCACUUACUGUAGAUAAUAUCAAAGGCAAAAACCUUCUUUGUUUUGCUCUUCCUCCUCUUCACUCAGAUUUAGGUGUUUGUCUUUAGCUCUCGCCUCCUCUCAGUUAUUCUUAACUACUGUUCUCUGCAAUGUUGAUGUGUCUUAUUGUCAAUGACAUUUUUGGAUGUGUUUAUGAUGUAUAUGUGCUCAUAUUUCACUGUUUUUGACACUUACUGUACAGUCUAAAUUCUCUUGUAAGAUCUCGCUGCUUUAAAAAUAAACUAUCAAACUUU
This is a messenger RNA of Girardinichthys multiradiatus, 1887 nucleotides long. It is a transcript of the gene itm2cb, whose product is annotated as integral membrane protein 2Cb. The transcript is spliced from 6 exons. Gene Ontology annotation, cellular component: extracellular exosome; plasma membrane; Golgi apparatus. Gene Ontology annotation, molecular function: amyloid-beta binding. Gene Ontology annotation, biological process: negative regulation of amyloid precursor protein biosynthetic process. NCBI's taxonomy places the organism in Eukaryota, Metazoa, Chordata, Actinopteri, Cyprinodontiformes, Goodeidae. Bases 132 to 902 code for a protein of 256 amino acids. The record is from RefSeq and is a predicted model, not a curated record.